Molecule: messenger RNA, 2448 nt
Organism: Erigeron canadensis
Lineage: Eukaryota; Viridiplantae; Streptophyta; Magnoliopsida; Asterales; Asteraceae
Product: glutamate receptor 1.3-like
Exons: 5
Coding region: 1-2448 (815 amino acids)
Cellular component (GO): plasma membrane
Molecular function (GO): signaling receptor activity; ligand-gated monoatomic ion channel activity
Source: RefSeq, a predicted model, not a curated record
AUGUCUAUCAAAAGCAGUCUUUGGGUCAUCCUGCUUCUCUGCAAUGCAAAGCAUGGUUUGUCUUUGCAUUUUGUAGACGUUGGGAUCGUACUUGACAUGGAAUCGUCGAUCGGGAGAUCUAUUAACAGAAGCAUUACAAUGGCGAUAUCUGAUUUCUAUGCUCGUAAUGAUGGCUACAGAACAAGGAUAGUACUCCACAUAAGAGAUACCAAGGGAGAUUCAUUACGAACUAUCUCAAAUGCUCUUGAUCUUGUAAAUAUAGUGAAGGUGAAUGCAAUCAUAGGCCCAGAAACAUAUAUCGGAUCCAAUCUAUUGGCCUCUGUUACUCAUGAAGCCAAAGUUCCUGUAUUUUCUUUUGCUGGUAAAUCCAAAGUGGAUGAAUUCCCUUACUUAUUCCAGAUUAAAGAAGAUGAAAUCUCUAUGGCCAAAAGCGUUGCUGCCCUCGUUGAAUCUUACAAAUGGAGGGACGUUAUUUACGUUUAUGAGAAUACUGAUGAUGGGCUAGAAACACUACAAUAUCUAUAUGAAUCGUUCCAAGACCGAAACAUACGAAUCACUUAUAAAAGUGCCAUCUAUGCCUUGGCUACCAAUGAUCAAGUCAUCAUAAAAUUGCAUAAGUUGAUGAAGAUGCAGACGUCUGUAUUUUUUGUAAAUGUGUCACCUUUACUAGCAUCGCGCCUUUUUGUUAAUGCAAAGAUUUUAGGUAUGAUGAGUGAAGGUUAUGCAUGGAUUUUAAUUCAUAAAACCAUUGACAUCAUGCAUUCAACAGAAUUCAAAGUUAUUCAAUCAUUACAAGGGGCACUAGGUGUUCGAUCUUAUAUGCAAGCAACAAGUAGCUUGCAUAACUUCAAAGAAAUAUGGCACCGGAAUUUCUUGAUGAGAGAGGUGCCAAUGGUUGCCAUAUGGGCAUAUGACACCUUUCGGGUGCUUGCAGAGUCCGUAGAGAGGGUUGUAGUAUCAGAAAAUGGUUCGAUGCUUUUGGCUGAGAUCUUGAAGACAAGGAUAAAUGGUGUAAGUGGCAAAUUUAGACUUAGUGAACGAAGAUUGAUCUCUAACAAAUUUGAGGUUAUAAAUAUGGUCGACCACGGAGAAAGUAAAGUGGGAUACUGGACAUCAACAAAAGGUAUUAGAAGAGCUCAUCUCCCAUCGAAUGGGGCUGCUUUAAAUUCUAGUAUUAAUGGUAUCGAAAAUGUUGUCUGGCCUGGAGGGUCUACAACGACUCCAAAAGGUUGGAUCUUGCGAGCAACUCUUGGUAAAACAUUAAGGGUGGGCGUUGUAAUUGGGGUACCGUUUAAGUACUUCGUAGAUGCAAAGUAUGAUGCUGAAAAAAAUGUCACAACUGCUACUGGGUUUUCCGUGGCUGUUUUUAAAACUUGCAUUCGUGCAUUACCAUAUGAAGUGCCUUACGAAUUUGUUCCUAUAAAAUAUGAUAAAUAUGACAAUCUUAUAAAGAUGGUUUAUGAUAAGGAAAUUGAUGGGCUUCUUGCUGAUACAACAAUCCUAGCCAAUAGAUCCGAAUAUGUUGACUUUACGACGACUUACACUGAUGCUGGUAUAGGGACACUUACAAGAAUCAAAGAAAAUGACUCAUCAAUCUUCUAUAAGCCAUUAGAUGCGGGUUCAUGGAUUGCGUUUCUUAUUUGCGGCAUCUUUACUGUCUUUACUGCUUGGGCUAUUGAAGCCAUGGGAGGCCAAGGACUUGAAAGAUCACCAUCGUCUCAAGGGUUUUGGAGUAUUCUUUGGAUCUUCUUAUUGGCCAUCUUUUUUGCUUUAGGAGACAAGUUAUCAAAGUUCCUGUCAAGAUUCGUGAUGUUUAUUUGGCUAGUAUUGGUGCUUAUCUGGCUAACGAGUUAUACGGCAACACUGACUUCAUUAUUGACGGUAAAACAAUUUGAAUUAGCGUCAAAAGGAGGGGUUGUAGGAUUUCACGGAGGCUCUUUUUUCGGAGGAGUGACUAUCAACAAUGUGAAACUUAUAGAUAAUUUGCAAAAGCCAUAUUACUCUUAUGAGGACUAUGCUAAUGCAUUAUCAAAAGGUGGAAAGCAUGGUGGUGCUGAUGCCAUUGUUGAUGAAGUUCCCUACAUCAAGAUGUUUCUGGGCCGACACUCGAAGGACUAUUCCUUGGUGUUAUCUCAAUCUAUUACUUCUGGUUUUGGCUUUGUUUUUGCAAAAAAUUCUCCUUUGUCAAAAGACAUGUCCAGGGAAAUUGCUAAAAUAAGAGAAGACGGGACCUUAAAGGAUCUGGAGAAGAAGUGGUUUGAUAAAGAAUUUCCUUUAGUGGCUGAAGAUCCUACCUUGACGCCCCAAACCUUGCGCUUUGAUAACUUUCGGGGUCUGUUUCUAAUUUUUAUGGGCUGUUUGGGUUUAGCUUUUAUGGCCGCAGUAUUUUACGAAAUAUUUUCAAGGAGGGUACUUCUACCAGUUGGUGCAAUCAUAGCAGGACAUUAA